AUGCCGCCAACCACCGAACCAAAAGUUCUCGGUAGUCGUCUCAAGAACAAAGUUGCCAUUGUCACGGGUGGUGGUUCCGGUUUUGGCGAAGCCAUCGCUCGUCGUUUUGCGGGAGAAGGUUGUAAAGUGACGAUUGCAGAUAUUGAUGCUGUUGGUGGUGAACGUGUUGCGAAUGUUCAUCCCCAUAGUAUGCUUUUUGUGAAGAUGGAUGUGACGAAUGAGGAAGAUUGGGAGAGAGUUUUGGAGACGACACUUGCUAAGUGGGGAAGAGUGGAUGUUUGUGUUAAUAAUGCUGGGACGAGCUACAGGAAUAAGCCAACUUUGGAUGUCAUCGAAGAUGAAUUUGACAAGGUUUUUAAUGUUAAUGUUAAAUCCAUCUUCUACGCAACAAGACACUUCAUUCCAAAUGUUAUCAAUCAAGGGGAAGGUGGAUCGAUGAUUAACAUCGCAUCGAUUGGGGCUUCAAGACCUCGAGCAGGUCUUGUUUGGUAUAACGCCAGUAAAGCUGCCGUUGUCAAUGCUACCAAAGGACUCGCGGCAGAAUACGGACCCAAGAACAUUAGAAUCAAUUCUAUAUGUCCACUACUCGCUGGUACUGGCCUUAAUGAGGCAAAAUUCAUCACGGUACACUGCGAAGAUCUGGAAUACGGUAGUAAAAAGGUGAUGGUUAUUAUGGAAUCAAUAUUGAUCUAUUUUAUAUCGAACUUUCGACUUGUGAAGCUCACCGUCGUUGACUUGUUGAAAAGCUAA
Molecule: messenger RNA, 750 nt
Organism: Sclerotinia sclerotiorum 1980 UF-70
Lineage: Eukaryota; Fungi; Ascomycota; Leotiomycetes; Helotiales; Sclerotiniaceae
Exons: 5
Coding region: 1-750 (249 amino acids)
Source: RefSeq, a predicted model, not a curated record